This is a messenger RNA of Fusarium sp. VM40, 1020 nucleotides long. The record is from the annotation of a GenBank genome assembly. NCBI's taxonomy places the organism in Eukaryota, Fungi, Ascomycota, Sordariomycetes, Hypocreales, Nectriaceae.
AUGCCACGAAGAACAGCAGGCCAGGUCGCUCAAAAUCUACAACACCCUUUAAAUGCGGCACCUCUACAGGCGGAGAAUAUUCCUUUUCAAGUCAAUGGAUCCUUGCUAGGCUCCCGGGAAUCGACUUAUAUGUCUUCUCUCCAUUCUAGCAUUCUAGACUACAGAUACGAGAACGGACGCCGUUAUCAUGCCUACCGCGAGGGCGCUUAUCCGUUUCCCAAUGAUUACGAAGAGCAGGAUAGAAUGGAUCUAGGACAUCACAUCUAUCGUCUCUUACUAGGCGGGGAACUCUACCUCGCACCAAUCAGAGAUGAUCUAAAGAGAGUGCUCGAUCUGGGCACUGGCACAGGCAUCUGGGCUAUCGAUUUUGCAGAGCACUUCCCUGAUACAGAAGUUCUUGGAACUGAUCUGAGUCCUAUCCAGCCCCUAUGGGUCCCAGAGAACUGCAUCUUCGAGGUUGAUGAUUUUGAGUCAGACUGGCUUUUCCACAAGCCGUUUGACUUUAUUCACGCACGUGAACUCGGAGGUUGUAUAAGCAGUAGCCGGCGACUGUUCAGACAGGCGCUGGACAAUUUGGUUCCAGGGGGGUAUUUUGAGAUGCAGGCUGUUCAUGCGGAGUUCAAGUCAGACGAUAACACCAUAGACAAGGCUGAAUAUGCCCUGCGUUGGAUGAACGCUAUCGUAGAAGGCUCGGUCAAGUUCGGCAAGCCGCUAAACUUUACUCCCAGAUGGAAGCAAGAGAUGGAAGAAGCGGGCUUUGUAGAUGUUAAGGAGAAGAUUCUUAAGAUCCCAAUCGGCUCAUGGCCUAAAGAUCCUACGCUUAAAGAGAUUGGGCAAGUCCAACUAAUACAAGAAGCAAAGUUAAUCGCUUCUUAUACUCCGGGGAUUUUCUCACGUAUCCUCCACUGGAAAGAAGCUGAAAUCCAAGUGUUGAUGGCCCAGGUUAAGAAGGAACUUUCAAAUCCUGAUAUUCAUCUCUAUGUUCCGGUUUAUUUUAUAUGGGGCAGGAAACCCGAGUGA